UGCAGGAUCGAGAUAAUAGCGCCUUGCAAAUAACCCCUAGAGCCAUAAAAUCCGAAGUAAAGAUCUGCUCAUGUCCCCUCUACUCCUGAGGCCAGACGAAAAGCAGCAAAGCAAAAGCUACGACCAUCUUCUCGCAAGACGAUCCAUCUUGUCAUUAAAAUGCGAGGUCAUCUCGAAACAACCCAACCCAACGUCCACCUACACUCGACCAUCUUUCCAAAUGAACAGCGUUCAAGGACGUAUGCAUAAUGGAAACAUGCCGACAGACCAUGAGGAACGUCUUCCCUAGAGGUGUCGCUCUAAGCAGAAUUCGAAUGCUUGCAAAUUAGCUAAAUUCGCGGCAACAGAACAUUCAAAAUGAGAGCGCCAAAUCUGAUGCUAACUCGAAGGAGCUCGUGAAAAGGACAAUAUGCACAUGGAACCCAUUUCUUCCUCGUCCAAACAUCAACAUUGAGUCCGACGUUAUUGGUGAUGAUCGAAGCCGAGAUUUGGAAGCGCUAAAAACAAAAGUGGGUAGACGGUGAAAUGUUGGUGAGACCAUGGUUGUUUUUCUCAUUGCGCGGC
Molecule: messenger RNA, 564 nt
Organism: Amorphotheca resinae ATCC 22711
Lineage: Eukaryota; Fungi; Ascomycota; Leotiomycetes; Helotiales; Amorphothecaceae
Exons: 1
Coding region: 71-289 (72 amino acids)
Source: RefSeq, a predicted model, not a curated record